Messenger RNA from Juglans regia (Persian walnut), 3318 nucleotides. Its product is annotated as protein NPGR1. The record is from RefSeq and is a predicted model, not a curated record. The coding region runs from base 889 to 3030 and encodes 713 amino acids. Gene Ontology annotation, molecular function: protein binding. The transcript is spliced from 5 exons. Lineage: Eukaryota; Viridiplantae; Streptophyta; Magnoliopsida; Fagales; Juglandaceae.
CAAACAGAAACAGCGCAAAAAACCAGAGAGAAUCCAUGAGCAUCAGACUUUGCAAACCACCUUUGCCCCCUACACACACAGACCCAUAUGCCCAAAAGAGCACAGGCAAACUUUUUGUGUGCGAAUAAUGUCAGCCCACAUCAGAAGAAAAGAGAGAUAACAACAAAACCCCAUUUCAAAAUGAAUCAGAUCUCUGAAUCCAGGUUUUAGAUAUUUGCUUUCCCACUUCUUUAUAUAUUCGUUUCAAACCGGAUAAAAAAGAUUGAGGCCUGAACCAAAACCAGAAACUAAAUACUAGUGCAGAGAAGUAGCUUUCAUGGCUUCGGGGACUACUACACAUUAAGUUUUUGGAUUCUGGUUGUUUGGGUAAAGUCCAAAACUCUGCUGCUCUUCGUUUCUCUCGCCCUCUUCACCUCCCCGGUCUUAUUCUUUUCAACCUCAUUGUUUUCUUCUUGUUCGUCUUUUCCAAAACUCCGUCUCCGAAUUCAUCGUUUUUUUCCCUUUAUUUCGAAAGACUAAUGGGGUUUGUUAAACAACUCUGACUCGUGGGCUCUUUUAGUCAUUCGGAUUACUCUAUGCUGCUUUGCUCCACUGGUUGGUGACGAAACUGUACCACUUAUUUCCAAAUGGUAAAUGAUAAAAAUAACUUUUAUGGUUUUUCGGGGUUCUGAUAGCUGAUUGUGUAAUCAGUUUGAUUUUUUUUAAUCAAUUUGUGUGGGGAUUUGAUUUUGCUUUUUCUUUUUUUGGAACAUAAUCGUGAGUUGGGGCUUGACAGAAGUCAUUUUUUACUUACUUUAGGUGUACCUCAUAGAAAUCAUUUAGAAGUGAUUUUGUUACCUCUCCUUGUACAAAGAAAGAUCUACAUUUCACCAAUUCUUUCUGGAGAAGAUGUUGUGUGCUUGCUCAGGAGAGCAAUUCAAGUUGGACGAGCGGCCGCAGUCGCCGGAGUCGCUAGCGACAAGGGAUUUCUCGGCGAGUGGGCUUUCGUCCAGGGCCGGUGACUGGGAUUCGAAAUUUGAGGAUGCCCAGGUGGAUGAAGUUGAAUCCACUCUAAAAGAAGCUCUCUCCUUAAAUUAUGAGGAAGCUAGGGCUCUUUUGGGGAGGCUCGAGUACCAGAGAGGGAAUCAUGAUGCUGCUCUUCAGGUAUUUCAGGGUAUUGAGGUAAAAACUUUAACCCCAAGGAUGGUUAGGGCUAUUGUUGAGAGCACUAGGCCACGGAGACCACGCGGUAAAGGUGAUAAUGCUACUCCCAGUGUGAUGUCGAUGCAUUCGGUGAGCUUACUCCUUGAAGCAAUCUUGCUUAAAGCCAGAUCACUGGAUGAACUUGGGCGAUAUAUAGAGGCUGCAAAGGAGUGCAAAAUAAUUCUGGAUGUAGUUGAAUCGGCACUACCUACUGGAAUGUCUGAGGGCACUGGUGAAGACUGCAAGUUGCAAGAGAUGUUUCACAAAGCAUUGGAGUUACUCCCCGUCUUGUGGACCAGGGCAGGGUUUCUUGAUGAAGCUAUCAUUGCAUAUCGUCGGGCUCUAGUCAAGCCAUGGAACUUGGAACCCCAGAGGUUGGCUGGUGUACAAAAGGACUUAGCUGCUACUUUACUCUAUGGUGGAAUUGAAGCAAGCAUUCUGCCUCAGUUGAAAGUACGGGGUCCAACCACCCCGAAAAAUAAUACUGAAGAGGCUAUCCUUUUGUUGUUAAUUCUCAUGAGAAAAGUGGCACUUCGGGAAAUAAAAUGGGAUACAGAAAUUAUGGACCAUCUAACCUAUGCAUUCUCAAUUACUGGCCAGUUUGAAUUGUUAGCAAAUCAUGUGGAGCAGGUCCUUCCAGGUAUCUAUAACCGAACUGAGAGGUGGUACUUUCUUGCUCUUUGUUAUAGUGCUGCAGGACAAAAUGAAACAGCUCUGAACCUUUUAAGGAAGGUUUCAAGUUGUUCUGAAGCAAAGCCCAAGCCCCACAUUCCUUCUUUUUUGCUGGGAGUAAAAUUGUGUUCCCAAGAUCCAAGCCAUGCUCACCACGGGAUUGAAUUUGCUCAUAAAAUUAUUGAUCUGGCUGAUCAGCAGAAGGAUCAUUUCAUGGGUCAAGCCCAUAAAUUCCUUGGUGUUUGCUAUGGCAAUGCUGCUAGAGUUUCUGUCUUGGACUCUGAUCGAAUUCUAUUUCAGAAAGAGUCUUUGAACUCUCUAAACCAUGCUAGUUUUAUUUGGAAGGAGGAUCCAGAAGUAAUGUAUAGCCUUGGGCUAGAAAAUGCACUGCAGAGGAAUCUGGAUGUAGCUUUUGAAAACGCAACGAUGUAUUCUGAUUUGGUGGCAGGCAGCUCAGGAAGAGGUUGGAAGCUUUUAGCUCUUGUGCUUUCUGCAGAGCAACGAUUCCCUGAUGCUGAAACCAUAGUUGAUUUUGCUUUGGAUGAGACUGGGAUGAUGGAUCAGUUAGAACUUCUUAGAUUGAAAGCUGUGCUUCAGAUUGCUCAGAAACAGCCCAAGCAAGCAAUAGAAACCUACAGAAUCUUGCUAGCUCUGAUUCAAGCACAAAGGGAGUUUAGAACUAAGAACUGUGAUCAAGCAGAGUACCUGGUUUCCAACGCAUUAGUGGAAAGAAAAUUGGAGAUGACAGCCUGGCAGGACUUGGCUUCCAUUUAUACUGAGCUUGGUUCAUGGCCUGAUGCAGAAAUUUGUGUGGGCAAAGCCAAGUCAAUUGAAUUUCAUUCUCCUGGGAGCUGGCAUACAACAGGCAUAUUGUUUGAAGCACAAUCACUGUACAAGGAAGCAUUAGUUUCCUUCUCUGUUUCCUUAUCAAUAGAACCGGAUCAUGUUCCAAGCAUUGUUUCUACUGCAGAAGUACUGAUGAAACUCGGUAGCCACUCACUGCCAAUUGCAAGAAGUUUUUUAAUGAAUGCCGUACGAUUGGAGCCCACAAACCAUCAAGCAUGGUUGAACCUUGGAUUGCUUUCGAAAAUGGAAGGCUCCUUGCAACAAGCAGCAGACUAUUUUCAAGCUGCAUAUGAGCUUAAGUCGUCAGCUCCUAUCCAAAGCUUCAUUUGACAUUAGUUUCUCAAUAUUUUAAGCAGACUGACUCUUAGAAUAGGAAUUGGUUCAACCGCUUUCAUCGCUUGAACAAUGGAGUACAACAUCCUGAAUGGUCAUUUCCACUGUUGUCUAUUGAUUUCAUUGAUUAAAGUGUAUAGAAACCCAGUGGGUCUGCUUGUUGAAAUCAAAAUGUACUUAUCAGGGUUCAUUUGUGGAAUCUGAAUUCUUGCUUCUCUCUCAUUCGUCUGGCACUCAAUCAGAACCACCAAAGUCGAAAUGCUAAAUUCGUGCCGUUGCUCUAAA